Oreochromis niloticus (Nile tilapia) is the source of this 2394-nucleotide messenger RNA. RefSeq names its product heat shock 70 kDa protein 12A-like. The transcript is spliced from 4 exons. Bases 1 to 1749 code for a protein of 582 amino acids. Lineage: Eukaryota; Metazoa; Chordata; Actinopteri; Cichliformes; Cichlidae. Gene Ontology annotation, molecular function: ATP binding; ATP-dependent protein folding chaperone. The record is from RefSeq and is a predicted model, not a curated record.
AUGGAUAACUCAUACAUCAUAGCGAUAGACUUUGGCACUGCGUACAGUGGAUAUGCUUUCAGUCUGACAAAAAGAGAAGCAGAAACUGAACCUCGUUUAAAAUAUUGGGGUCAACAGGUUUCACUGAGGACCCCAAAGACUCCGACCUGCAUCCUUUUUGAUGAGCAUGAAGCAUUUCUCAACUUUGGUUAUGAAGCCCAGUCAGUUUAUUUUAGAACACGCGGUGAUGAAGCCAGAGAGAAAUUCUUCUUUGAAUGCUUCAAGAUGUCCCUCUAUGGCAAAAAGCUUAAUAGUGAUGUGACAAUUGAAGCUGCAAAUGGAAGGUCAAUGAAGGCACUGAAGGUGUUCACAGAAGCUCUGAGAUAUCUGAAGGAGGACGCUCUGAAAUUCAUCUCAGAAAAUGCUGGUGGGAAGCAGUUCAUAGCCUCUGACUUCACCUGGGUGGUGACUGUUCCUGCCAUCUGGGAUCCUUCAGCAAAACAGUUCAUGAGAGAAGCUGCGACACAGGCAGGAAUUAUUACCACAGGGAAGGAAAACAAACUGGUCAUUGCACUGGAACCAGAAGCAGCCUCAGUCUGGUGUAAGAAGCUGCCAGCUGAUGGUUUUAAAACAGAAAAUAACAGUGAGGUCACAUUCGAACAGGCUUCAGGAACACAAUACAUUGUGGUGGACUGUGGAGGUGGAACCAUUGACAUCACUGUUCAUGAAGUCCUGGAGGGAGGAGCCCUGAAGGAGCUGCACAAGGCCUCAGGAAAUGAUUUUGGGGGACAAACUGUGGAUAAAAAAUUCAAAGAGUUCCUCCGAGAAAUCUUCAGUGAUAGUUUGUGGGAUGCAUAUCAAAAAGAGCAUCCAGGAGAGCUGCAGAAGAUGAUGUAUGAUAUCUCAGUUUUAAAAGAGAAUGAUGACGAUGUGGAGAUCAGCUGCCCAUAUAACCUGGGUGAAAUGGCAAAAGAAAAGCAGAAAAUGGAAAAGUUUUUUGAAUCAGUGAGAGGUGUUUCCUGGAAUCAAGGAGCCAUCAGAAUCUCAAAAGAGAAAGUACGAUCUUUCUUUGCUGAGAGUCUGAAUGGCAUCACCAAGAGUCUCAGAGAAAUCCUGAAGAAAGGUUUCACCAUUAAGUACAUUCUGUUAUUGGGGGGCUACGCUCAAAGCCUGAUUCUGCGUCAGCAUAUUAUCAAUCAGUUUGGUGAUCAGUGUAAAGUUCUGUGUCCUUCUCAUCCUCAAGAAGCAAUCAUGAAGGGAGCUGUGAUGUUUGGAAGAAACCCAGCAUUGGUGGCAUCUCGAAUAAGUGCCUUUACUUACGGGGUUUCUUUGUCUGAUAGGUUUGAUGAGUCCAAGCAUAGAGCAGACAAGAAAUACACAAACAAAGAGGGCGAGUGGUGUGAUGGUAUUUUCUGUGUAUUGGUGAAGGACAAUGAGGAAGUGGGCUGGGAUAAAACCAGUGAGCACAGCUUCACUCCAGUAGAAAGAGAUCAGACAGCAGUUAUCUUUGCAUUUUAUCGCACAGAGAGAAAAAUCCAAGGUCUAAUGUAUGUGGAUGAGUGGGGAGUAGAGAAAAUUGGUUCAAUUAUUCUUGAGUCACCUGACACAGCACGCGGCAUGAAUCGUGAAAUCAAACUACAAAUCAAGUUUGGUGCCACAGAAAUGACGGCCACAGCCAUAGAUGUAGAUUCAGGUUCAACCGUUAAAACUGAGCUCGACUUCAUGGCUAAAUCAAUGAGAUCAAUCAGAAACAAUGUGUGGCAGAAGUGAUUUCAUGAAACAUCAGACAAACAUAUAAAUGCUUUGUUUUUAGAGCCACUGCGUUAAAAAAAAGGAAAUUCAAUGCUGAUCACUGUCCUUAAGUUAUAAUAGGUACUCUAAACUCUAUCACAGAAGCAGUGAAAACAUCUUUCUUCUUAUGAGAUCUAAUGAAACUCUAUGUGCAGUUACAUUGUGGCCAUGUUGAAGAAUUUUUGGUUUUGGUUUUACUACCAUUAAAAAUGUACAGAUUACUGUGUGUGUGUGUGUGUGUGUGUGCGCGUGUUUGUGUUUAUGUGCACGUGUAUGUGUGUGCAUGCUCACAGAAGGAAGGUCACGACAGGAGCUUUUUUGAAUGCAUGUCCCAUCAGCUUUUUAUAAGAAUUGUAGUUCCUACAUUGGAAUACCUGAUACCUGGCCCCUCGUUUACCGCGGGUGUUACGUUCUAAAAAUAAACCCCGAUAGGUGAAAACUGCGAAGUAGCGAACUUUAUUUUUUACAAUUAUUAUAGAUGUUUUAAGGCUGUAAAACCCCUCACUACACGCUUUAUGCACUUCUCUCAGACUGGCAUUGACAUUUUCACGUUUCUCUCUUGUUUAAACAUUCUCAAAGUUCAAACCUUUGUAGAAAAAUAUUUCCAGUAUUAUAGAAUGAAGC